Molecule: messenger RNA, 719 nt
Organism: Lycium ferocissimum
Lineage: Eukaryota; Viridiplantae; Streptophyta; Magnoliopsida; Solanales; Solanaceae
Product: 18.2 kDa class I heat shock protein-like
Exons: 1
Coding region: 105-572 (155 amino acids)
Biological process (GO): response to heat; protein folding; response to hydrogen peroxide
Source: RefSeq, a predicted model, not a curated record
ACAUUCUCUCGUUCAUCAUCAGCAAGUCAUCAAGCAAAAAUCAAACACUACAAUCUAAAGCAAAAAUUUCAAACUUCAUACAUCCUCAGUUUUCUUCAACCAAAAUGUCUCUGAUUCCAAGCUUUUUUGGUGGUCGCAGGAGCAACAUUUUCGACCCAUUUUCACUCGACGUAUGGGAUCCAUUCGAGGGCUUCCCAAUCGCCAAUGUCCCGUCCUCUGCUCGUGAAACUUCUGCUUUUGCAAAUGCAAGAAUCGAUUGGAAAGAAACCCCACAAGCCCACAUUUUCAAAGUGGACGUUCCAGGGAUAAAGAAAGAGGAAGUGAAAGUUGAAGUUGAAGAGGGGCGAGUUUUACAGAUAAGCGGUGAGAGGAGCAAAGAGCAAGAGGAGAAGAAUGAUCAAUGGCACCGUAUGGAGAGGAGUAGUGGUAAGUUUUUAAGGAGAUUUAGGUUGCCUGAGAAUGUUAAAAUGGGGGAAAUUAAGGCUGCAAUGGAGAAUGGUGUGCUCACUGUGACUGUUCCGAAAGAAGAAGAGAAGAAGCCUGAUGUGAAGGCUAUUGACAUUUCUGGUUAAUAAUGUUUGUUUUCUAAUGUCUUUUUAGUUGAAUUUUGUGUGUCUGUGUAAUGGUUUGUGGUUGUGAGUGUUAUACUUGCAGUUGUAAUGAUCAAGAGAUUAAUGAUUGUCAUUUAAUAGUAAUAUUUUUACUGUUUCUGUCUUUUA